Molecule: messenger RNA, 1327 nt
Organism: Gossypium raimondii (Peruvian cotton)
Lineage: Eukaryota; Viridiplantae; Streptophyta; Magnoliopsida; Malvales; Malvaceae
Product: protein trichome birefringence-like 41
Exons: 5
Coding region: 176-1249 (357 amino acids)
Cellular component (GO): Golgi apparatus
Molecular function (GO): O-acetyltransferase activity
Source: RefSeq, a predicted model, not a curated record
CUCUCUCUCCCUCAUCAGUAUUCAUUGCUGAUAUUCAUCACAAUUAACACAAAAAUGUCUGCAAUUGUAAUUUAAACCAAACUACUCGAAAGAUUUCUUUCUUUUUCGAUUGUGUUUUUGUUCGUCACAACUGUUCCUGUCAUUCCAAGUCUAGGGAGGUUGUUAAGAGGCGAAAAUGGGACAUUGGGUUGAUUCCAUUGUCCUUGGUUCUUCGUAUUAUUUCAUGGUUUUGGCUGUUUUUUGGUGCAAUAAUCAGGUAGGAAAUGCGGCUGCUACCAGGGGGUGUGAUUUGUUCAAGGGCAGUUGGGUUUAUGAUCCAUCUUACCCUCUUUACUCAGACUGGGCUUGUCCUUUCAUCCAAAGAGAGUUCAGUUGUCAGAGAAAUGGACGCCUGGAUACGCUUUACUCUCAAUACCGAUGGCAGCCUCUUCAGUGCUCCCUCACAAGAUUUGAUGCAUUGAAGUUCCUAGAAAAUUUCAGAGGGAAGAGCAUAAUGUUUGUGGGAGACUCUCUAAGUCUAAAUCAAUGGCAAUCCUUGACAUGCAUGCUUUAUUCUGCACUUCCUAAUGCCAAUUUCAACAUUUCUCGAGUUGCAGCUAUCUCCAUUUUCCAAUUCCAGGAUUAUGAAGUGAAGGUGAUGCUUGAUCGAAGUUUGUAUUUAGUAGAUGUUGUGAGGGAAGACAUUGGGAGGGUUUUGAGACUUGACUCAAUUGAAGGAGGCCAGUUAUGGAAAGGGAUUGACAUGCUUAUCUUCAAUACUUGGCAUUGGUGGUACCGUCACGGACCAGGUCAACCAUGGGAUUUUAUUGAAGUAGGAGGCGUAAUUAUGAAAGACAUGGACCGUAUGCUUGCUUUUGAAACAGCACUCAAAACAUGGGCUGCAUGGGUGGAAGCCAACAUCGAUCCUUCAAAAUCUCUCGUCUUCUUCCAGGGAAUUUCUCCAUCACAUUACAACUCAUCUUUAUGGAAUGACCCAAAGGCAAAAGGGUGUUUAGGGCAAGAGCAACCAUUGUUAGGGUCAAGCUAUCCAGGAGGUGUUCCACAAGCUUUAGGUGUACUGAAGAGAGUGUUGAGCACAGUGAGAAAGAAGGUUAAAUUGCUUGAUAUAACGGUGUUGUCGUUGCUACGCAAAGAUGGGCAUCCCUCGGUGUAUGGAUUUGGAGGGUCAACAGGAUUGGAUUGUAGCCAUUGGUGUUUAGCUGGUGUUCCAGAUACUUGGAACGAAAUUCUUUUCAAUCUUAUUUUUUGAGUACAUUGUUAAUUUGUUAAAUUUAGCUAAUAAUUUUCAGGGAAAGAGAUAAUAAUGUUAUUAUGAUCAAUGCUUGAU